AAUACAAUACGACCGUGUUUCCAUCACUCCGAUACACGAAAUAUGCAUGACAAAAAUCUAUACAGGCGUCGCAAAAUCUAUACACACGAAACAUGCAUGAUCGGGUUCCCAUCACAAGGACGUGAUCAUGCCAACUUGCUGUAGGACUCCAUAUGAACCAGAAUCCGGUUACAUAUAUGAUCCAGUCCCGACUCGGUCUCGAAUUCCCUCCCCGGCCGGCCUACAUAUAUAUACAGGCGCGUGCGCGGGCAUACUCGAUCGCCUCACAGUAUAAUUGGCAGUACGGUCGACAAUGGGUGCCACGGCGAGCCGAUCGGCGCCGAUGACGUGCGACGACUUGCCGGUCUUGUGGUACUCCAAGCUGGUGCGGUCACGUCGCGUGCUGAAUGUGGGCAAAGUCUUCUUCGACGGCCUCGUCUGCAACGUCGAAAUUUUGCCCAUGUGUUUCGACAAGGACGGCCUAGCCAACGUCUUGAUCGUCUCGGUGGGCGUCAUGUUGGAUCGUCACCUCAGAUCGUUCGCCGGCACCCACGUCUCCCUCGAAAUCUUGGACGCGACCGGCCAGCACACCGUCUUCCACAAAGACAGUGACCAAGAAGAGGACAGUUUCUACUGGCUGACCAUGUACGUGCGCAGGUGCGAGCUGGAGGCGUCGUCGUGCGUGUCUGCCAGCGACAGAUUAACCAUCCGGUGCACUCUGGAGAAGAAGCAGCAGGUAACAAAGCGGCCGCACCUGCUCGGAAUCUUGUUCAAACCCAACGCGGUUCAGGAGCCGCCGCAGGUCGCCAUGGACGGGUCCCACACGCUCACCGUCGGCAGCUUCUCCGAGCUCAGCGCGGCGCUUCGUGCCGAAGGGGACGGUAUCUACUCCAGGCACUUCGCCAUAGGGGGGAGCAGAUGGUACAUCAAAUUCUGCCCCAAAUAUCACGGACGGUCCUUCUUGUGCCUCGGCCGCGGCCGCAUGGGCAAGGGCGAGAUGCCGAUGACGGUAGAGUUCAGCUUCGACCUCAAAGGGGUGGUGAACCACCAGUCCCAGAAGAUGACGCACACGUUCGACCGUGACAACGAUGACUUCUUCUACGAUCUAGAGCAAAUUAGAAGAACGUCGCCCAUGCAGGACGACAGCCUCCUUGUUCGGUGCUGCCUCACCGUUGUCAUGCCGGAGGAGACUCCCAUCGCCGUCCCAGUGUGCAGCAGCGAAUCAGUGCUCACUCCUCUACUCAGCGCCAUGCAUGGCUAGCUAGUUUGGGCUACAGAAGACAGGCCCACACAAAACUAGUAUAGCUCUGCAAUCAACAGGUUAGUCAAUAGUCAUACCGGCAACUUAUUUGUGAUUCGAAACUACUUCACAGACGACAUUUGCUUGCACGAUCCUGAGCCCAUGCCAAAUCCAACAACUUUCUGUACAUUGGCGUCUUGAAUGGAUGGUGUGAGAUGGAGUGUCGUGCUGAAAUCGUCAGUGAAUGUCGUCUGUAUAGCAGUUCUCUUCUCUUUGUGAUUUACUCUCUUCGUUUCUUUUUAGUCUGCAUAUAAGGUUUCGUCAAAGUCAAACUUUGUUAACUUUGACUAAGUUUAUAAAAAAAUAUAUCGAGAUAC
Molecule: messenger RNA, 1596 nt
Organism: Triticum aestivum (bread wheat)
Lineage: Eukaryota; Viridiplantae; Streptophyta; Magnoliopsida; Poales; Poaceae
Exons: 1
Coding region: 293-1240 (315 amino acids)
Biological process (GO): protein ubiquitination
Molecular function (GO): protein binding
Source: RefSeq, a predicted model, not a curated record